AUGCGGGGUGUGGGGACAUGGAGCAGGGGCGAGGAUUGCAACAGCAUGGAUGCCGUGCGCUGCGAUGGCGAUGGGCAUGUCGUUGCACUCACCUUCAAAGCGUGGGCCCUCAACGGCUCCCUGCCCACUGCUCUGCUCGCAUUGUCCCAUCUCAAGGAUCUUUCCACUCUCUCAUGCACCUCCCUCCCUCUUCUCUCUGUCACGGGCCGACACACUACCACCUGCAUGUGCAUGCCCAAGUGCACGCCCAACUGCACGCCCAACUGCACGCCCAACUGCACGCCCAACUGCACGCCCAACUGCACGCCCAACUGCACGCCCAACUGCACGCCCAAGUGCACGCCCAAGUGCACGCCCAACUGCACGCCCAACUGCACGCCCAACUGCACGCCCAACUGCAUGCCCAACUGCACGCCCAACUGCACGCCCAACUGCAUGCCCAACUGCUCCGCCUGUUUGCCAUCACCCGCCCUCUUUUGUUUUCCCAAUCUACCUGCUCCUCCCUUCUCCGGCUUAUCAAAUCCACUCCACUUCUUCCGUUUUUCCCCUCUUCCCCUCUUUCUCCCCUCCCUGCCCUCUCCCCUCGUUUCCUUCUCCUAUUCGUGCCUGCCAUGGCCCCCACCCCACCAUGCAACAGCGCAGCCCAUCGCAUUGAUCUCAAAGGGCUCAGCAAUCUUCAGCAGCUCACUCGCCUGUGAGUGCGCUUGGGGGGAGGGGUGCAGCACGUAG
Closterium sp. NIES-65 is the source of this 729-nucleotide messenger RNA. The record is from the annotation of a GenBank genome assembly. Lineage: Eukaryota; Viridiplantae; Streptophyta; Zygnematophyceae; Desmidiales; Closteriaceae.